AUGUAUUCUGGCUGUGGAGUUGGAGUGGCCAGCAUUCAGAGCCAGUAUCAGGUCAGGGACUCUGUCAGACCAUACACCGGACCUGGAGGGAAUGCACAGGUCCCAAUGGAAACCGGUGUGACCCCAGCUAGGUGCCCAGUAUAUCAGGUUCAGCCUUACAGUGGGCAGCCCUCCUGCACUGUGAACAGUGUUUCCAACACACAGCCCACGCCGCUGCCUACACCUCUAACUCCACCUCCCACCGCACUCAAACCGAGCCAGGGUGGGUUCAAGAAGGUGUGUCGCACAGAGGAGGACAGCCCGUGCCCUUUCCCAGGACUGGCCUCAGGAGUGCUGGAGAUGCGUGUUAAGGAGGGUAGUAAGAUCCGUAACCUCAUGGGUUUUGCCAUGGCUCGCAUGCAGGGGGAUGUCAGUGGUGGUGGGGAUAGUGGAGGCGGUGGCCUGAGGCAGGUCAUUUUCUCUGGGUCAGGUCGUGCCGUCACCAAGACCAUCACAUGCGCUGAGAUCAUGAAGAGAAAAGUGGGGUGUCUGCACCAGCUGACCAAGCUGCGCUACAAGGGCGUGAGGGAGGUGUGGGAGAGCCACGAAGGGGGGACAUCGGAGAUGACCGUUCACAGGACCGUCCCUUCCAUCAGCAUCCUUUUGUCCAAAGACCCCCUGGACCCCCAGGAGCCCGGCUACCAGCCCCCUGAGACCCUCUGUGCUCUCUGGGAGGAGAGAGAAGGUGUGGAUUCCCCACAGAUAGCCAGCAAGAGACCUCUUGGUCUGUCCCCACACAGCAGUUUCCCUGACUCUAAGAGAGCGUGUCUGGGUCUGGACGAGGGGACUCUGGCUCUUUCCACCCCACUGGCUAACUGA
Messenger RNA from Coregonus sp. 'balchen', 858 nucleotides. NCBI's taxonomy places the organism in Eukaryota, Metazoa, Chordata, Actinopteri, Salmoniformes, Salmonidae. The record is from the annotation of a GenBank genome assembly.